AUGGAGCAGGACCACGUGCUAGCUGGUCCUGGGGGAUCCCAGGCGGCUGCAUCAUCAUCUUCUUCGGUGGUGCAGCCUCUUAGCGCUAGGCGGCGACACCGGCCCGCUACCACCACCGACACCACAUCGACUGACUGUACUGGUGCCUCGGGGGCACCUCUAGUAUUGUCAUAUCCCUUUGCAGCCAAGAGGAACACCCGAGGGCCGUGUCGGCAGCUGAAGACGGCGAAGGUCACCCGGGUGACCAACAAUCGUAUCAGCAUCGGAUAUGACGAGCGCCAUCGGGCUGCACCGACGGCAGACUUGCAUAGCUCCUUGGCCCACGACAUUGGCCACGUCGUUCGGACCCAUUGCCCGAUGCAAUGGAAGUCUUGGAAGGUCAUGCCUGACGAGAUCAAGAUGCAAGUUCGCGGCCAGUUGUUGACGAACUACCACUUAGAGGACAUCAACGAGGAGACCUUGGCGUACGUCAACAAACUCUUCGGUGAGAGGUACAAGCAGUGGAAGAGCGACUUGCACCACCAUUUUCAGGCGUUUGAUGAUCCGCAAGUCGCUCUUCAGGAGGGUUGCCCGAAGGAGCUUGAGGGGCGGGAGGAUAGUUGGGCGUGGCUCUGCGCUCAUUUUUAG
Messenger RNA from Prunus armeniaca (apricot), 627 nucleotides. The record is from the annotation of a GenBank genome assembly. NCBI's taxonomy places the organism in Eukaryota, Viridiplantae, Streptophyta, Magnoliopsida, Rosales, Rosaceae.